This is a messenger RNA of Zingiber officinale, 1177 nucleotides long. Its product is annotated as zinc finger protein 6-like. Lineage: Eukaryota; Viridiplantae; Streptophyta; Magnoliopsida; Zingiberales; Zingiberaceae. The record is from RefSeq and is a predicted model, not a curated record. The transcript has a single exon. Bases 350 to 928 code for a protein of 192 amino acids. Gene Ontology annotation, molecular function: DNA-binding transcription factor activity.
UGUGUGGGUUUACAUCUGUGGUCACUGCCUCCUUGUGGAUUGUCUCGUCCGUGGCCACUGUAUCUAUUCGUAGAUUCUCUCUCUCAGCCAAUCCCGUCCGUAGCCACUGUAUCAGUUUGUCGAUUCUGCUAAUCCAAGGUCCCUCCACUAACAUUUGCAAAUCUAUGUAGACAGAUCUUUUGACUUGCUUAGUGGAAUCUCUUGCUUUACCUUCUGUGGCAUCGGCGAUCGGCCAUUAGAGGAAGAAGAAUGUAUGCGCUCCGUGUCAUUGGUCUUUCCAUAAAUAUGAAUUCCUAAUUUUGCCUCGUCAAGCUUCCCACAAGUCCACCCCUAUCCUAUCCAAAAAGAGAUGGAGGCUUUAAAUUCUGAGAUGGAUUCUCCGCCGCCGCCGCCGCCGGAACCGGUCUUGGAUCUUUCCCUCGAGGUGGAGGGCGCCGCCGGGCCCUCGGAUACCAAGGACGUGAAGCUCUUCCCCUGCCUCUUCUGCAAGAAGAAGUUCCUCAAGUCGCAGGCCCUCGGCGGCCAUCAGAACGCCCACAAGAAAGAGAGGAGCAUCGGCUGGAGCUCCUACCUCUACCUCGCACCCGCCACGACCGCGGCCGCCGCCAUUCCACCUCCGUACCUCAGCGCUCCGCCGCUCGCCCACGCGUGCAGGAAUCUCCCUCCCGGCAGUGAUUACAACUUCGGCGGCCAGACGGAGUUCUUGAGCUCCCGCAGAGCCCCUCGGUUCUCCAACGACCACGCACUGCUUUCCGCAGUGAGCAAUAGCCGAGCAAUGUGCGCCGCCGGAGAUCCAGCUGCCAGCGGCGACGAGACCAUCGAUCUCCUAAAUUGGAAAAGGGGCUCCCAUCUCCAACAAGAACCGCCUGCGGCCAACUCCUACGACACCGGAGACCGGACCGAGCUCGACCUAUCCUUAAGGCUCUAGGAACUCUAUGCGAUCCGUCACUUGUUGCUUAGCUUUCGUUCACCGGCUGUUAGGUCCCCGGCCCCUCUUGCAGGCCAACUAACGCAACAGUAUAACGCCGUGGAGAAGUUGAAUUAGACCAGAGAGGAAGAGCAGCCGAGCACGAGACGUGGGUUCUAUUGCAUUUUUAUUUUAUUUUUGUCGUCGAGGCGUCUGCAAAUUAUAAUCAUGUAAAUGCUCUGCUGUUCUAUUUCAUGCUCUGUUACGACC